Messenger RNA from Gallus gallus (chicken), 26989 nucleotides. It is a transcript of the gene GPRIN3, whose product is annotated as GPRIN family member 3. Gene Ontology annotation, biological process: neuron projection development. Lineage: Eukaryota; Metazoa; Chordata; Aves; Galliformes; Phasianidae. The transcript is spliced from 3 exons. The record is from RefSeq and is a predicted model, not a curated record. Gene Ontology annotation, cellular component: plasma membrane. The coding region runs from base 18431 to 20671 and encodes 746 amino acids.
GCCGGCCCGCAGCCGCAGCUCCGAGCGGCCCGGAGGUGCCGCCGCCUGCCUGGCUCGGUUCGGCUCGGGCGCCCGAGGCUGCUCCCGCCGCCGGUGCCUCCUCUCCGCCCGCUCCGGCUGCGUCUCCCUACCCUCGCAGCGGGGAGGGCAGCCCGGCGCAGCCCUCCUCCCUCCGCCCGCCCUCCCACCGCCGCGCACCCUGAGGAAGGGCUUGUUUUCCUGGCCGGAUGAUGAAUUUCUCCGCAAGGUCAUCCCUGCCCGCGGCGGCGGCGCGCCCGCGGCUCCCCGGGCGCUGCCGCGGAGGAAUACAAAGGCUCCAGAGGAAAAGCGGCCGCUCUUCUCCAAGCCCCCAGAGUGGCUGCCAGCAAAGUGCGGCCAGCGGCACGGCUCAGCGGCUUCCAGGAAGGCUGCCAUUAAUGUCACUGCAGAGAGAACGACAUCGGGCGCAGUAUUCCCCUGUCUGUUCACCCAGCAGUACGAACUUUGCUUUCCCACGACCAUGCGUUGGGAACUGGUGUGUCUGUGAUCCCUGCCUUUCUGGGCAAGCCAGGCUUUUCUCAGGAGUUGGUUGCCUGUCCUGGAAGGAGUAUUUAAACUAAACUUUCCUACAUGCAUCGCUCUGGAUCUGCCUGUAUUGAAGCUUCCCCCCCAUCCUCCUAUCACUUCCAGGGAGUUUGCAGCAUGCUAACAAUAGUCAAGCUCUGGUGUUUCUCCCUCUGCAAGUCAACUGAGUUUUUCAUCCGUGCUAAAAGUGUCUUUUUCCUUCUCGGUCCGUGUAACCUUUAAGUUAUGUGAAGUUUACUGGGGGAGAAGUUAUACUGAGUAAAGCACAAAUGAAGAACUGAAAGUGCCCACUGCACUUUGAAUUGGUUUCGUAGCUGCUUUCAUUCAGCUGUGCCUCCGAGCGUUGGUGAGGGAGAGAUCUGCUUUCCUGCCUUACAGAACGGUAAAGCCCUCGCUCAGUGUGAUGCCAAGGUUGACGCAUGCAUGGUCUCUACGUUGCAGAUCUUGAACUUGAAUGGUCUGAGUUUUACUCGUCCAAAUUGCACUCCACCCUGGGUUGAUGGCUUGCUUUAGAAAGCACAGGGCCUGACAGUGUGGGCCAGAGGCUUCUGGCAGGAUGUUGUCAACUUGUCUGAUAGCAUGCAGCAGCACAAAGGGGACUGAAAAGCUGUGGGUGGGAGAUGCUCUCUGAAGUGAGAUCUACUGGGGUUACUAUAGGGGCGGAGUUGGCUUAGUAAAGCCACUGCCCUCUGCCUGUGGGAUUACCAAUGUGCCCUGAGGGAGGGCGGUGUCAGAGAGGCACAGUCAGGCAGCGCUGUGCGGGUGUUGGUGCGUGUGCAGCUGUGCUGAACGCAGCGCUGAGUCAGUCGCUUUCUAACUAAUGCCACUUAGAAAGUGCAAGAAUCAUUUCCUGUAAACCUCACGAAGAAACACUGGGACUACAAACAAAUGCAGUGCUUGCAAAGCUACUGCCAGGCAUGCCUGUGGCACUCCUGUGGCACAGAAAGGCAGCGUAUUUUACCUUUCACAAGGAGAGGAAUAGAAAGGCCCCUUAUCGACAUAGUUUCCCAAUAUGUCAUCUGUUCACUGUUGUGGAGCAUGGUGAUAAUACCAUUACAAACCACAGUGAGAUAAAAAAAUAUAUCCUUGGGUUAAAUACUGCUCCAUCAUUUCCUCCUUUGAGGCGUUUCAGUUUGCAAAAUCAAAGUCCUUAUCUAUCCAGGCAAACCAUUCCAUUAAGCGAGGUGAUUCCUGUGAGUAGCAUUUGUUUGCAUGAAUAAAUAUGGCAGGUUUCAGUCUGAAUGUCUUCAGUGGUUGAAUUAAGAAAAUGUAAAUUCUGAUCAUGUAGUGGCUCAAAUGUCAGUACAGUGAGCUCUCUUGAAUUUCCACAGAGAAUUUUUUCUGUUUGUUUUUUUUCUCCUAGUCUUUGAAAAUAUACCUAUACAAAAUGCUGUAUGAGGUAUUAACAGUGAUGGAUGAGGGAGGUGCCUAUUAAAAGGGUAAAAAUAAUUACUGAGCUAAGAUAUCAUAGCUGAUGGAAUACAGAACCCUGUGAGCCCUCGAGCUGCAGGAAAUUCUUUUCACGUUGGUGUCAGCAUAUUAGAAAUUGUUUAUUGUGGAUUUAACUGUAGAUUUCCCCUAUAUGAAAUUUUGACCUUCUAUUACCUGGAAUGUAGCUUUUCCUACCCAUUCAAAUGCUGUCUCUUUCUCCCAAACUGUGAGUUUUUUGGUUUGGUUUGUUGCUUAUAACUUUCCUUUCUCAAUGCUGCAUCUUCUCUUCAACUCGUUUUGCUACUAGAAGAGCAUAUAGAUCUCUCCAUAGAGCGGUUGGUCUCCAAACUCAUCUGUUUUUGAGUUAUAAUGGCAAGCUUGGGUCAGUCCAGCAUUGAGAAUGGUGCCUGAUGAUUAACCCUACUAGUUGGUGAUGGACAGAAGAUGGUGUUUUAUGAGUCUCACAGUUACAGUGUCAGUUGAAGAGCACUCAGCAAGGAGGGACAAGUGGUGGGGUUACAGCUAGGUUGAUUUCCUAAGAAAAACGUGGUCGCAGUAGUAACAUUUGUCAAAUGGGUCCUACAGCCAUUAGUGCAACGUUUAUUUUUGAACGUGAACAACAUCCAUUAGAUGCAAUCAAAACUAAAGGGAAGCUGAUUAUACUAAGAACAGUACCUUGCCUGUGGUUUGCUUCUGAAAUUGAUGCAGGUGUGAGAAACGUUUGUAGUCCUACGGCUAUAGAACAAGGUCUUGAAACUUGUAUGACUCUUCUUCUAGUGCAUCAUUCCUUAAUUUAUAAAACCUACACUGAAGACAGAGGUGACACAUAGGCUGAAUCUGUUGCAUGUGUGGAUUUGAGAGCAAUCCUGGAUGUUAUUUCAGGAAAUGUAAUGAUUUCGUAUCUGAUCAACUUUCAUAUCUGUCCUACAGGGUUAUGAACUGGUGCAAAAUACUUCAAAAAUAGUUGUGUAGUUAAAGUAAGUGAAACCCCAGCUUGACGAGGUUUCAGAAUAAGGUUAGCUGAAGAACCAAGGUAGAGGCAUUAGCCUUCUCCUCAGUCUGCCCCUCUGUGUAUGUGUGAAUAGCAUAACUGGCCAAAAAGGAUGACCAGUGUGAGGGAUUGUUGGCAUUAGUUUGGCAUUAUUAUGGGAGAUAAGAAAAGUACCAAAAUUCAUCCGUUACUGUUUAUUUAUUAAUCAUGGAUAGGAGUUGGAUGCACUGUCUGUAAGCACUGAUACUACGUGACAAGGUGGCUAAACUGCUCUCACAUUUGGGGAUACAUCAGUUCGUUCAGGUAAAUGUCAACUUCUUAAGAGACAGAACAAAGCAAAGACUGAUAGUAUUUAUUGGUAAAAGAAAAUACAAAGUUCUGUAUACCUUCUGAAUCGAGUUAAAUUGCCUUCCUGUAGGAAAAGCUUUUGAGAGCCCAUCUGGCCACAGUUUAAAAUUGUAAAAAAAAGAAAAAGGCUGCAUAUAUAUAGUAUUAUAUACAUGGACUUGGAAUUCUUUAACAGUUCUACAGAAAGGAAGAUUUGUACUGAUUAAUUUUUUAAUCACAGGUCACCUACUUAGUAAAGUUGGGUGCCUUGUUUCUGGGAGGCAGUGGCUAAAUGUUCGUAUCUGUAAAUCAGCAACACGUGUGAAAGGACAGACGUGUCAAAAUGCUGCUGAGUAAAUAUGAGAAAAGCACAUCGCUGACAAUUGCAACUGCAUGCAGUGUGUGAGUGUAAGAGAAAACAGGAAGGAUGGAGACCAAAAGGGUAAUGAUUGGAAGUGAGCAUAGUGUUAUUUUGAGCCCUGCUUUGUCAUCUGCCAUCAGUGGAUGCAUGUACAUGCAGAAAAUAAUUAAGUGGAGGGAAAAAUGCCAACAAUUACAAAUUUUGCAAUGAGUUACUGUAGCAUCUUCUAUAAAGAAUGUCCACAGAGGACAAAGUGGAUUCUUUUUUUCUCCCCAUCUCAACUCCACAAUCCUACAUUACAGAACUUAUUGGCAGGUAAGGAAGCUAUUACCAUAGCCAACAUCAAACAAACAUGCAAGAAGGUUCUGUUGUUAUUAUUUUUUUAAUGACCCAGAACCAAGGGUCUCUAUCUAUAAUAUCUGUGGUUGCAAUUGUCAGCAACUCCUGUUAUUUUUACUGUUCAUUUUGUUUUUUAUUUAUUAUAAGUUAGUGAAGCGUGGCGUGGUUUGUUUACUCCCUUUCCUGCCCGCCUCCCUCCCUCAGUCCUCGUAGAAGGACAAGAACCUAGGAAAACACAAACCCUGGUUCUUUGUUAAUCUGUUAGUAUCUGCAAAUAUGGUGCCUAGCGCAGUGCAGACCAGCUCUCAGAUGAGACUCCCAGUUUGUAGUACUUAGAAAAUGAUGAUAAUUCAUUUUCCCAGCUGAGUUAUAUCACUGCUUAGCCCUGGAGAUGAAGCUGUUCUCCUGAGGGCACGGAGAAGAGUGUAUUCUGAGCUAUUUCUCAUUACCUUCUUAGGCAACACUCACAAUCACUACUAAGGAAAGAAAGAAAACGGGUAUUUUAUAAUCUGUUUUAUAGAUAUUGAGGCUGUCACUAAACAGGAAUCUUAGUUGCAGACUGAUGAACUUCUGAUCCUGGAAGCAUUAGCAUUGCUUUAUUUAAAAUUGCUUGUGUUGCCCGUGGAUUAAUCAUAGGUCCAAUCUGUUGGACACAGAAUUUCUACAGCCAGACCAGAGAAGUCCAUCAGCACAAGAGUGACUCAUCAGCACAUUGCAUGAUGGGGUGAAGGAGUGCUAAGGAGGAAGCACACGCUAUUGGGUUAGCACUCUGCCAGUCUCUUAGAUUUUAGACCCUCCAGUUCUUGUGCAGAUGCCCCUGAUGAGCAGUUAGUUUCACGGUAACAAGUACACCUUUAAAAAUGCACGGAGGUUUGCUUGCUUCCUCUUCUACUUUUUGUUUUGUAAUGCUUUGUUACCUGCUAGCAGCAGCCUACUUCAGGUAAAUCUGUGCUAACAUACAUGGUAAAGUGUCUGCCAAGUCUGUAGUGUGAAACACAUCACUCAUGACUUUGCAGCCAACAUCUGAGCCAAUAAGAAGAGAGAGAGAGCAGUCAUCUGCAGGUUGAGCCAUGGCAUGCCACGUUGAUCACAUCUAUAGAUCUAAGUUUUUAUAUCAGUGAUGUUUUAUAUAUAAAUACUGCAAAAAUAUCAGAAGUUACACAGUGAGCACGUAGAUUCAUUUGUGGAAUGAAUGGAAUGACGGAAAGAUCGGUGUUUUCUGAAGGGCUCAUAGCCUGGCAGUCUGAUGAGAACUGACAGAGAUAUUUCAGUCGCUCAGUUAGAUACAGCUACAUACAUAUUUGUUCAGAUGAAGCACAGAUCAAGUUAAGACCAAAGUAAUUAACAUGAAAGGCUGCUUGAAAGAGCCUGAAAUUAGAAGUAAUGUGUUCUUACUGGCUGAAAAAAAACAAUGUGCAUGAGCAGAAAGCAGUGACCAAAUAUUCAGUUUUGGAAAGGCAGAUCUCAUCUCAUCUCCCUUCUUUUUUCCUGCUAAAUGGCCCAGUGUUUCUGGAAUCUUGAAAAAGUGCUUGAAUUCUGUCUGUGACACCUCUACCUUUAAAUUCUGCCGUAGCUCAUUGACAGUCGUCAGUAUUGAUAACUCUUCAAAAUCAUCAUGCCAUUAUCAGCAGUGGGUGUGUUGUCCUGAAGAUCAGGGUGAUUUUUGAUAUGCACAUGUAGUUUUCAUUUAGAGAAAGUUGGAAAAUAUUUGUUGUUGUGAUCAGGAUCGCGGAUUGCUUUCUACAGAUGAAAGGUCUUUUUGUUGUUGUUGUUUAAAACCAGUGAUGCUGAUGCGCAACCAAGGAGCUCAGUUUAUAAAAGGGAUCUCAAGAUAAAAAGAUGAAAUAUGCAACCUGUGCAAGGUGCUGUGCAGUUUUUACUGUUCUUCAUGCAAAAAUAAAAGGCAGCAGACUCAAAUAGUGAACACUGUGCUACGUUAUGACGGGUCUAAGGACACUGUAAAAAGAAAUGGCUUCAAUUAAAUAAUGAUAGUGAUGCUGGGGAAGAUUUUAUUCGGAAAUUUGCCAUGGCUCCAGGCCCCCUUUUGAAAUGCAGAGCUAGACCUGCUGCUCCAUCAAACAUCACUAGAGAUCUGAGAAAAACAGGUCGGGUGUUAUCAUAGAACAGUGGGCACUUCCAAUAUAGGGUAACAAAGUGGCCUCAUGUUACCUUAAAUCUGUGUAAAUUGGUGUAUAACUCACUAACAGCGUGUAAAACAAAGACAAAUAGAUACGUGGUUGGGUGUAAAUUUCAGAUGGGUGGAUUCUCCUUUUCUGGGUGGAACAGAAAAGGAAAAUAAAAGUAGGCUAAUUACUAAUCUGAUCUCACAUGGUUUUGGGAAGAGAUGGGUGUUCCUGUGUGUAGGGAGUAGAGUAGGAGUGUGGUUAUUCAGAUUCAGAAAACAGUAGAAUCUCUUAAUGUAAAGCCAGACUGACUGAAAACAAUUUUCUAGUCUUUGUGCAGUCAUUUUGCUUUUAUAAAGAAACUGUACAUUUUUGAACUUGAAGGACUGGCGCUUUACCACUGGUAAGUUCUUUUGUCAGUGUGAUCUUAGCCCACAAAGCAGUGUGUCCGCCAAGUACCUGAGGAAGGGUACCUCCGCUCACAUAGUGCCCUGGGACUCUGACCAUGGGAGACACUCUGACCAUGCUCCCAAAGCAGCAUUGAACAGCAGAGUAAAUCUGGAAAGCUAGUAUAAUGGACUAGAUAGGAAAUCUUCCACCCUAGUGAAGUGUAACAGACAAUACGCGGGGUCCUGUUGUGUUUUAGCGACCUCUGGUUUUGUUAGACUACCAGAGCUGCAGGUCAGAGCAGCUAUUAGGGUGGCCUUUGUGCACUAAGGAAUAAACUGGAUAUCACCGUGUCCCAGGCUCAGAAAGUGAAGAGGUACAAAAGUCCCGUCAGUCUUCCCAGCUCAUCUCUCCUGGAAAAGGUCGUCGAGCCCAUAGGCUAGAAAAGACAGAAGGAUAAUCAGUCCUUAGUAUUUUACUUCUUGAAUUUAUGGGUCUCUAAUGUUAACGUCACUCUCUUUUCUCUGAAGCAUGAGUUUCAUGAAAAACUUCACAGUCGAUAGGCUUAGCUCCAGAGAUGAGUCAUUAGGGAAAUGAUAAAACAUAAGAAGCAUGCUGGGUGGCAUUGGAAGGGGUAAAAGUAAUGUGACAAAACAUUUGUCACAAAGAUGAUACUCUGAGAAGAGCUGUAUGGAAACAAGAUGACAGAAUUAUUCCACCCUGAAAGUCUGGUAUUUCACAACAAGAGCCGAAAGUUUUAUAACACUGCAGCACACUACAACAUCUCCAUAUUUAUUACAAGAAAAUGUUAAUCCUCCCCCUGAGGUUAAUAAUUAGGUAGUAUCUGUUAAAAGCCACUGAGCAGGCUAUAAAUAUCUGCAUACAUUUAUGAGAACCCAGAUUUCUGCUCAAGCUAAGCAACAGCCUUACAAGAUUGUCUGUUUGAGCGCUCUGUAAAAUAACUUACAGGCUUCCAGCUAAUCCACAGGGACAGGUAUUCCAAUUACAAAUGCAACAGGGAUAACAUUUGACAAUUCUCAGAACAACAAAGACAUUUUCACAUAAAGGGUAAGUGGUAUUUCUGAUGGUUACCCCAGUCAGUGGCAUGGCAGAAUGAAAUGACCAGACUUCCAGGCCUCUGCCCUCCUUCCAGUCCUCCAAAUGAUCCUGGUUAUGCCAUAAGAAUAAGUACUAUGAAUUGCAGGGGGCUGAACUGAGUUGGAAGACUCAUACCUGCUCAUGGUGACUUCAGGUUAGGACUGUGCAAGAUUGGUGCUGUUCAUCCCAUGCCUAAGAACCUAAGAUUCACAGGGCUAAGUCCAGCUUGUAGUUCUGGCCAUGUGCUAAUGAUGCUGAAAAUGCAUAAGGAUGCUGCAAAAUAUGACUGAAGACCAAAAUCUCUUUCUUCAUUUCCUGAGAAGUCAGGCAAGGUUCAUCAGGAGACACAGAGGAAAGUUUUAACAAAUGAGGAUUACAGAAGGAUUAACUUCAUUAAUUUAGCUGCUUGGGCUUUUUGACACUCAGGAAUGAAUCUAGCCUUCAUUUUUAUUUUUAUUUUUUUAUUUAUUUGUCUUAGUCUUGAUUAGCUUGAUGCCUAAGAAAUGGAAGGGAUAAGCAGCUUCCUCCUGCAUUUACCAGACAUACAAACUAACACAGAGGUUGUCUUUGUUUUGGUGAGGAGAGAGGCCUUUACCUUCCUGGCUAGGUUUGGUAUAUACAUUAACAUCAGGGAAACAAUUCAUAUCUCAAGUCUUGGGGCCACUUUACACCGUCCACAGAGCAAUAAAGUCAGCCAGAUAACAGAAUUCCAUCAUAAGGCAUAGAAGGCUUCCAUUGGAAAUAUUCCUGUAUUAAAUUAUGUACUUUAAGAGUUGCUUCCAGCUGGACUGUGCUUGGGCAUUAUCAUAGAAAUACGUGCCGUUGAUACUGGGAAAUAGCAGAACAAUAUUUAUUCAAUUCAAAAGAUGUUCUUAUUAUGAAGGGCCUCAGGGGAACGUUGCUUGGGAAAUGUAUUUUUAUAAUAAACUGACCUAUUUUAGAAUUACAGUUUUCCAUGCUGGAAGGUGGCAGAGGGCUUGCCAAAGACAGACAGUAGGCACACUCACAUUUGCUCCCAAACAAGAAAGCAAGUGGACUGACUGUAUUAAUCAGAUAGCACAUGGAGGGGGUUCAGCUAGGUUCCUGCAUGCAGGGUAUGCCUAAGUGCCUAUCACAUCCAAAACAACAUGCCUGCAAGAACAUGAGCAGAUGUCAGUAGCCAACCAAACAGGCAGAUGACAGGGAGAGAGCCCACACAGUUGUGUUUGAGCCACUCCUCAAAAAAAACUUAGGUGUAAAUAAAAUGAAAUUUAAAAAGGAAAAGCUAAUAACAGGUAUUUUUUUAAGUAGCUAGCUGUUCAAUUUAUAAUAUAAUAAUCACCAUAUUAAUAGUGAGCCGGGUAACAAACAUCAUUCACUGUUUACUCAUCAGUUGGAUCUGUACUGAUGCUCCAAGACAACCCGUGUGCUGUUGCUUCACCAGUAACACAGCCUGCCUUCUAGUGACUAAUGAGUCUCUCAGUUUGUCUCUUAUUUUGUCUGCUUAAACCUUUCAUCUUUUUCAGUGUGAUUUAUAAUCCAACAUCUGCAAUCAAAUUAGUCUUUAACCGCCACAUGAGUUCAACUAGUCAGCAAUCACUGCCACACCUGCUAGUGUGAGAAGUACGUUAGUCAGUAGCUUACAUGCUGCUCAGAAAAAAGAAAAACACCAAACCUGAAUUAGAUGGGUGAAAUUUGACCCUAUAGUAAAAGGCUGUAAUUUCAUUGAUGAAAACCCCAUCAACUGAGCUGCCGUGGUUUAUAUGAAAUAUAAAUAUGGCCUUUUACCAGUGGUAUCCCACCAGAGGUAUAAAAUUGCUGUGUUUUUUUUUUUCCAGGCACUGUAGCUGCCAUUCUGACAGGAAGGCAAACAACAACAUCCUUUCAGUCAUCCAGUCUGUAGGCAGCUGAUUCAGAAUGAAUUUAGGGCAGAUGAGUUAGAAAUGAAUGAGAAGAAAAUUUAGCAGUGAUGCUUCAUUCAGCCAGCAGAAUGCUCUUCUGAAUACUUGUGCUCUCCAUUCCUUAGUGAUGAUCCUGAAGUGCUCCUGGCUUGUACAGAGCAAUGUUGCUAUUCCAAAGAGCAGAUAAUGAUGGUAAUGAACUCACAAAACAAAAAAAAGUUAAAAUUUACAGAUGCCUGUGGCCAGAAAGAAACUACAGGAAUGGGGAAGCGAACUGUGGAGAAAGAGUUAUUCACAAUAGUUGCUAAGUUGCGGCAGGAACAUCAGUUGAUUAAACAGUAUGAUAGCAUUUUCUUUGCAACAGUUUUUGGCCUCUGCAAGGUGUGUUUCUUCAUAAAAACUACCAGGGAUUUGCCUGUACAGAGUAGCUUUUAGGAUGUGCUUUUGACUGAGCAUGGGGUUUGGUCAACACUAUUUCUUCUAGCUUCCACACUUUGGUUGUACCAGCGAAUUCUGCAAAUCUGGAGCCAGUCUCCAGUGUGCUUUGUGUGGAUAGACUAUGCUGUGUGAAGGCUUCAAGCCCAAUUAUCUCAGUGUGGGUUUUUUGGCAAUAACUUACUGUUACUGGAAGAUCUGAGUGGUAAAAACUUGCAGAGAAGAAGACCCCAAAUAAGUCUUGUUAUUACUUUCUCCAUUCUAUAUCUGUUUGCAAUCACUUUUAGGCACUCUUCCUUGAUGCUUUUGCUGAGUGGUUAAUGAUUCAACUUGUCCUCAUAUCUUAAAUGAAAAGAGUGCAGAAGUGCCUCUUUUCUAGAAGGCCAUACUGAGGCUCUUCUUAAGACUUGUACAAUGGAGUUAAAGGCAGGGUUAAAUGUGUUUUAGGGUAGACCCAUUAGCUUAGUCUUAAGUAGUAUUUUGAAGAGAUCUAAGUGGCCAUAUAUGUUACCCCUGAAGUAAUACAGUAUUCUUUCAUUUCUUCUUCGCCAUCUUGAAGGCUGACUUUGUGUGUUCAACAUAGAAUUCUGUUCAUGUGCUCUCAAGAUGAAUUCCACAAGCAGGAUUUAACAGGGAUAAAUGUUCCAAAGGCACCCAGUUUUUAUUUGAAAUUCUUCACUUCUGACAGUUGAAAAGAUCAAUUAGUCAUAUAUAUUUCAUGACUAAUUCUGGCUUUCUUGAGGAAAGGUGUCUUGUUUGUGACUGAAAAGAAGACAAUCUUUGGGACAAUGGGCUUUCCCCUUCUGUUCAUACACACUUUUCAGUUGUCUACGCUUUUUUUAUAUUCUUAUAGUCCUACUCAGAAAAAUACUUUCUGUAGAGUGGGGGAGUAUUUCUUUAAAUAGUUUUGCUUUUAGUCAUCCAUUGCGAGAAACAGCCCUAAUAGACAACAAAAAAAUAAUAAUCAGAAAAUGGAAGUGUAGCAGAAAUACUAAGUCACGGCCUGAAGCAGUGAUUGAGCACCUGGUGGGAAGGCAGGGCCAACCCAGGGGAGCUCAGGUGCAUGCAAUGUACCUCAGUGAGCAGAAGGGGUAGAGCCAAGAUCCACCCCUUCACAGACCUUAUUUAAGGGUUGGCGGUGGAGGUGAGGGGAUCUCUCUAGAUAUCCCUGUCUACCUGAGGCUUGUAAGCAGUGUUUUUUCCUUUGUUUCUGUGUUUACAGCUGCUGCGUUUGGGCUUGUCCUUGUUUGCUGUAGCCAAGGACUUUGUCACACACAAUUAUUGUCGUAGUUUCCAUCAUGUUAUAGUAUUUCAGAAAAAGGCACCCAUUGGAGACUUAGAAAUGCAGAGAAAUGCUUAGAAUGCUCAAGCUGAAUGUACGAUGUGGAGUAGCAAGAAGUAUGAGCAUGGCCACCUUCACAAAUAUUUAAAUAGUGUUUAAAUUGUCUUUCAAAUGACAUGAUGCAAAACACUGUUAAAAACAUCCAUUUCUUGUGAACAGUUUCCUGGCCUUGAGCUAUAUGAAGCUGUGAAAUACUCUGGCACAGAGCACACAGUAAGAGACAGAUGGGGAAUCUGUGCUGGAAGAGCAUUCAAGCCUAGGUCAAGGAGGCAGAGGGCCAGCACGCUUCUUUAUCACAUGGAUCAACCAACUUACUUCCCCCUGUAUGUCUUUUUGUAAGCAAGCAGCAUUUACCUUACUGUCCACUGGCUUUCCACCAAGCCAGAAUUCAUUCUGCAUUUCUAGAGAUAAUCCCAUGUAACAAAUAAAGCACUUGAGUCCAUGUGGAAGAAGUGUUCCCAGAAUGAGCAUUUCUAGACCAGGUUCAUUCUCUAGUUUUUGUGGGAGAAGCUUGGUACUGAAGUACACUGACCUUGAAAUUCAACGCCUGAACAACUUGAUCUAGCUGCUGCCCGGGGAAGAGAUCAGCAGGGGGUAACUACUUGCCAAGGGUUCCAGCCUUUGCCUGAAAAUUGGGUAUAGUCCAUGCAUAGUGAGAGAAAAAGAGCAAGUCUUCUGGGGAGAGGAAAAGGGUAAGAGGUUUGGAGUGGUGCUGUGGGAUUUUCCAGCCCGUCUGCAAUGCUGACUGAACAUCUGUCUCUCUCUAACCACCUUCUGUGGCAGUCUGCAUUUGCAAAGAUGUUUUUUCUCCUGUUGACUUGUAAUAGCAUAAACCCAACAGUUUUCCGUUGGCUGCCAAGGUCUGUGGUUUGUAGCUGUUAAUAAAUUAAUAGAUUAGGGAGCAAAGUGAAUAGAGCUGAAGCAGUGAGGAUCAAGCUGUAGUAAUUAUCUGGCUGGUGCCGACCAGCCGCUGAGCAGGUCUGGAAGGAAAAGCAUAGGGUUGCAAGUACUUUUCUGGGAUAGAUAACCUUCCUAGGCUGGUUCAACUUUAAGGUGGUGAUUUUUGCUAGGGUUUGGGGGUCUCUUUUAUUUUUGUUUCAUCAUCAUUUUAUUUUGUUUUGUGUAAAUGGUGGCAGCAGCGUAUUCUAUACUUGUUUGUUUUUAUAGAUUGUGCUUGAGCAAAGAUACCAGACUGCUUUGCCUACAUUCAGGACAUGCUAAAUGGCAGUAAUCCAGCCAGGUGACAGCCCUUUUGAUACCUUUUGGUAAUCUUUCAGAAGUGGAUCUCCAAAGCCAGAUUCCUACGCUAACAAAUGCAAAGAAUUUUCAGUAGUAAUGAUGAGAUUAUAAAAGAAAGCCCUUCUGUACUUGAACCAUUGGUGUUAGACUCUGACUAUAUCAUUUUCUCUGUGUUCUUUGUUUGCAAUAUCUUUUAACGAAGAGGUAGAAAAAGUUUCAGUUCUUACCUCUGCUCUGUAUUUUGCCUGCUUAAGCUGUAAAUGUUAUGUAUCCCUAUGCCUACAUAUAGCAUCCAGCAAAGUGGGAGAAUAUUUUGAGUGCUCCUGGCAUUUCUUGCAUAAGAACAGGAAAUAAAGAAGGAAUUGUCCCUUCAGAAGUACUGGGCAACUUUUGACUCCCACUGGCUUUGCUGGCAUUUCUGAUUAUCCAGCACUUCAGAGACUCGGAUUUAUUUGAUUUCAGAGCCUAGCUUUAAUCACCAAGAUUAUGCAGGAUGACUAUUAUUACAUUAGCAUAUAUCCAAUUUUAUUUGUGUAUGUCUGUCUGUCUGCAAUCCUGUAUGUAUGCAUAGUUUGAGACAGUAAAAAUUGUGUCCAUAAAUAGGAUGUCAAUGAAAAUAAAUUGUGGUAGGAAGCCGACCAUACAUCCGCAGCUGGUAAAGUAUCCAGUGCUUAUCUUCAAGAAGAUCCCAUGUGGAAAUAAAUCACGUUGCCUGGAUUUUCAUUCUAGCUGAAAAGCUGCCAUGUGUUUUCUCACUCCCUCAAGUAGACAUCUGUGCAUCAGGCAUUGUGUUCAAUGCGAGUCCAGUAAUCAAGCUCUAAGCUGUGAGUGAUGGGUUUUCACGCCCUCCAGAUGACUUGGAAACAAGGGCAAAGCUGUUGCAAAGCCCUGCUCACUCACAGCUGUGCCCUGGCAAGGAACAGUCUGACCUCCACUUGCUUCUAACAUCUGCAGGUUAAACUCCUGGCAGCCUGAGCAAGGGCGGAUGAAGCUGCCCUGAGGAGGAGGAGAGAGGAGCACAGACUGAUGCAAGGAGUAGGGUGCUAGGUGAUAAAUUCAGUAAUUGUCUGGGACUGUUCAGUCUGGUCUUUUUUUUUUUUCCUUCAAAGCUUGGAGGCAUGUUUUGCUCUUGCAGUGUGAAGCAGCAGCAUGAAAUGUAUAACUGUACAUGGAGGGGGAGAUGCCAUGGUCAGUGCCAGUCCCGCUACCCAGGACUUGGUCUUGAGCAGGUGAUUGAGGCAUCAGCUUCUGUAAAUCUGAGGCUUGUUAAAGCGAGGCAAGAUAUAUCUUGUUUGAGCUGUCAUUGCAAUUAAUGCUAAUGAUAGUCAUUAAGUAAUUUUGCAAUCAUCCUGAGGAAUGGUAAUGCAAAAAUUCACGUCAAAGUUAAUGUCCUUUACUGGUGCCUCCCCCACAGCACGCGUUGCUUUGGUCGCAUGAUAAAUGAAAAGGUAAACACUCCUGGCUCAAAUCUGGAGAAAUGAGAAGUCCAGAAUUCUAGCCCUGGAAGCCCCUGGCUCACAACAAGAGUAAGAAUGUCAUAACAGCUCGCGUAAGCCCACGUGUCCUUGCAGAGGUCCACAGUCACAAAAAACAAACUUUUGGUGUAUGUAUGGCUCCAGCAAUUGACUCCUGAUAUCAUCAUUAGCUUUGAAGGGAAUUACAAAGCAAGACAUGCUGGGUCUCUGUUUCCAGUACAGUUAAAUGAGAAAUACUGUAAAACAGCUGAGAGGAGAGUUUUUAUUGGACUAGUUUCUGGAUUUUGCUGUGUUAAGGAAGUAUUUCUGGGUUUCGUUGGGUUCUGACACAGAUGAGGUUUCCUGAGUCUCAGACACGAGGGUUUGUCAUAUAAACUUUGUGACUUCUGAGAAUUCAGAAGAGAAUGAAAUUAUUCUUAAGCCCGUGAAAAUGCACAUUUAAAACAUAGUAUAAAAACUGUAUGCAGCCUUAGCCACCCUCACAGGGGCCGGAAGGAUAGAAGAGUGUUGAAGCUAAGGAUAUAAAUACAUGUUUUGAAUAAGCCUUUAUUAGGGAACAAUUCUAAUAGAAGGAAGGAGGGCGAUUCCUGAAAUUGUUAGUGUGAGAGAAUUUUACACACCUGUGUUGGCUGCAAGGGCAAUUCUGAAAAGCUAUUACCAUCAGACACCUGUGGGACAGACUAUAAUCAGCUGUUCCUAAAAUAGGCCACUGUGCAGCACAGCUGUCGGUGCUUUUCUUGCUGCGGAAAGACUGAGAUGUUGACUUGGUGAAUGAGUUGGCUUCGUCACCCACGGAAACCACUUUGCAGUCUCUUUGUUCAAGCAUAUCCACAUGGUAGAUGGAGAAGGUUCAAGGAUCGCUCUUUGUCUUGAAGAACUGUCCGGUCAUACAGAGAAUUUCAGGACUCUAAGUUAGUGAAGUGAGGUUUGAGGUUUAUUUUAUGGAGAUGAUAAUGGUACCCAAACCACCACUUCCAGAAGGCAAGAGCCAGAGCAAGAUUUUUCUCUCAGGUUUGCCUGAUCAGAUCUGCUGUGGUGAUAGCUGCUGUAACCUGGGUGGUUUCUCAGAUGUGCUUUUUAAUGCUGUCUGUCAGCUCUGGGUGGAAACUGGAGAAAACACGAUGUGGUUUAUAGGUAUAAGAUUUUACCACCAUGAUCCUAUCCAGCAUUUACCUUUAUUAGGGUUAGGUGGGCAGAAGCCCUUACAGAUACGCCACUGUGUGCUAUGUUAGGCUGCUCCAUUAUUUUUUGAUACAGAGAACAAAGGUGUCACUGAUUAUCAGCUGAAUGUGACAAAUGCUGUUUCCCCAGGCACUGCAAGGUGCCAUUUAGCGUGUGUCAUCCCGUGUCUGGUUGGUUGGCACCUCCUGCCUUCCCCAUGUCCUGAGUGCAGCAGUACCUCAUUGGUUAAACUGAUGAUAAUGAAUGAGGCUAUCUUGCUCUUUACUGGUUUGGUCCAAUUCCACCUGAAUCAAAUGUUUUUAAAAAAGCAUAUAGCCUCAAGUAAAGGAGUCUGAGACUUAGGCAACAGCUUCUCAUGUAACUGUCCCACUUGUAGCUGUGAGCUCGUAUGGCUGAGGUGAGCGGGUCACAGUCCUCAGCUGGAUGUAUGGGUCUGUGUCACUGCCCUCAGAAGAGCAUUCACCAGCACUGUAAAAGAUAGCAGUGAAUUGUUCUGAUUUUAUCUCUGAAUACCAAAGGCUUCCAGCUUGCCACUGUUUGGCUUCCUGCAGGGCCUCCGUACAGCAGACAACGAGUGGCUGUAGCACAACGUCUCCUCUUGUGAUUUUUCAGAAGGUGUUUAGCGGGAGGUGGUUUACUACAGAGAUUAUUUUGUUCCUUUUACUGCGUUUAUUGUCCAGGACAGGCAGCAGCACAGAGUGAGAACACAAAAAAAGAACAAGAAGCAACUGCGGAGGUGGAGGCAGGAAGAAUAGAAGGUAUUUUUAACUUUUUUUAAAAUGCCACAGCAAUUGCUGUUUUGGCUGCAAGCCUCUCUAUUCACAUUUAAUUGUGUUCUUAUAGCCAGGAGGCAAGAGUAGAUAUGGUGAGAUCAUCAUCAUGCCUUUCUUAGGUUAAUCACACGCUACAGCAAAUUUCUGUUACUGUAAUGACUGGUUAGAGUCUGCAUCCUUCUUCUCUAAUUACAUGCCAUUUGGAGUAGUUCUUUUCCAUUAGGAUAAUGCUUGGAAACAGCAAUGGGUAUAUCCUUUGCCAGCUCCUGUUAUGUAUAGAACUAUUCUCCAAUAUUGAGCCCAGUGCCUUCAUUAAAAUAAUAUGAUAUAUGAGGAGAGCUUAAUUUCUCAGGGGAUAGGAGUUAAAAAUUACAGCUGGUUCUUAAAUUAUGCAUAUAGAUAUUACUCUUCCUUCUGUAGGCUCAUCCAAGGCAAAAUUUCCUUACUUGCUAUGUUGGCAAAUAACUGCGCCACCACAAUAAGCUUCUCUGGAUGCCAGCAAUACGGUUAAUCAGCAGCAAAUCAGGCCUAAUUAACCAGUGUGCUGCCACCACUGCUGGGGCUGCUUCUGCCACGACAGCGGUGUUUGCAUGCAGUGUGCUGGGGGAGUGUUCUUAAGGAGAAAGUCAUCAUGAAAUUCAGGAAAUUUGUGUUCAAGGAACCAAAAGCGUGUUGGACAACGUCCUUUGUCCCCUAGAGCCAUCCUUUUUCCAAGACAGGCCUGCUAAGCAGUAGUUAUGUUUUCCUGGCUGCACAAAAUGUGGGUUUGGUUUGGGGCCAAUUCCCAGUAGAUGUAUGUCUGCGUAAACCGCACCAUCCUGGUUGCCACUAGUUAACUGGAAAUCCGAGCAGAGAAAGCAAGAAUUGCAAGGGCACUGAGCCAGCAGGACGCUUUCACCUCUGAAGGUGAUCAUCCUGCUUUAAAAUGAAGUCACAUUGGUACUGCUGUGUAGGGAAAAGGUAUUUCUCAUUGGCUAUGGUUAAACUGCUCUCUCAAAAAACAGAGCUUUUGUUUGGCAGCGGUCAGUGUUCAAAGGCAGUCAGUUGUAUGAUAUACAUUAAUGAGGGGGUAGAUUUCGUCGUGGUUUUAUCAGGCGGAAAAAAAGAUAGCAGGAUAGACGAGGACAGAAAUUCCCCCUUAAGUGACGGGCAGUCAUGUCACUUUCAACAUCAAACAUGGGAGUGGUGUUUGAAUGGUUCAUACAACCCUCCUGGCAUCCCUCCAACACCUCUUUCUCGUUACUCAGUAGUAAGCUGAAGAAGCUCAGUGUGGCAGUGAGAUGUGUGAAAUGGAGUCACCUGCCUGAUGUGGACAGCAGGCUGCUGGCUUCCAUCCACCUGCACGUGUGUCAGGAACACUCAUUCCUCGUGAAAUAAGGCUUACCCAUGAAGUCAGGCUGCGUGUCCUUAAAAGUCACCUCCAGUGUCAGACACUGAAGUUCACAAAAUGCUCUGAUAAAUAAUGAGAUUAAACAUAAUAACACGCAAUUUAAAAAAAGGAAAACAUAUAGCCCUGUGGGUUUUGUCAACAUCUCAUGUCCCCUCUGGAGUGACCCAGGAUAUGAGCUGAGAGCGUGGCUGAAGCUUAUAUAACUGUUACAGUUGACUGCCAGCUAGGGUAGCUGCUGUUUGAUUUGGCUCUUUUCACAAACCCAUUUCUCCUUCUCUUUCACCUUGGAGUAGAAGGGCUGCCAGGCUCUUGGUGGCACUCUGCAGCAAGCUUGCUUUUCAGCAGGGAAUUUUACAUCCGUGCACGCCUGGCAGAACGAAGUGUUUCACCUGGUGCUAUAGGCCUUGGAGGAGACGUGCCAAGAGCCAAGCUGCCCAUGGGGCCACACAUGGCGUGAGAGAGGGGCAGGGGCACAGCAAGGGGACAGAGAGGGGACAUUCUCUCUGUGCUGCCACGGUGCGUACCACCCUGCUGCCUUUGUGAAAGGCUGGGGAGGGGCGGCCAGGAGAAGCUCCUCUUCAGAAGAGCUGUCCCAGCCUUGCAGCUCAGCACUGGGGACCUCUGAGUGAGGAUUGCUGGUAUGGCUCCUACAGCUGUAGUCACUGAGGUAAAGAGCCCAUAAUUGCGUAUCUUCAGAUGCAGUUAUUUGCUGACAGAGAUUAAAAGCAAAGUGAAACCAAGAAUGAAGUCUGAGUCAGAUUACACGUGUGCAGAGAAUCUGUAUGAUGAUGCUGCUAGCAGCUGUUAUCGUGGCCCUGUGGAUGUGCACUGGACUGGAAGUGGUCGUUGUAUGAGUCUCCUGGCAGAGGCAAGCUGGGUGCUGCCCACAGAGAACAGAUGGGACAUGGGCUGGAACACCAAGUCUUAUAGCAGAGCUGCAGUCAUCCUUCCUUUUAGAUGGAAAUCUUUCUAAUUGAAGGGUUAGCUCUUCCUGUGCAGCAAACUACUGCUGGUAGCCUGCCUAUUGGAUCCACUGCCCUGCAAGAAAGUGCCCAGGAGAAGCUGACGGCGAGCCCCAUACCUGAGGCAGUCCAUGGGGACUGUACCACAUCCCCUGGGACCUGCCAAGCUCUCCUUGGUCACUGCUCCUGAGGAUAAGGACCACCUGGGAGACCUGCCACCUGCUAAGCACCAGCCUAAGGCUCAUACUGCAGAGAAGGCCAGCAAUGGCUUCCCCUGCACAACUCUUGGUUCUGCAGCCUCUUGCACCUGUGACCUGAAGCACACCAACACCCAGAGGCUUGAGGAUGACAGCCUUCUUUCUGGGCUCUCCAGCCAGGCUGCAGAAGGCCCUCAGGCAGCGGUAGAGCCAGCCCCCGUGGCAGUGGCCUGCUCAGCAGGGUGUGGGCCUGACAUGAUGCCAGCCCCACAGAGCUCCCAGCAGUUCAUGCAGGGUGGCCAGAUGAGGGUGAAUGCUCUGGUGCAGGUGGAGGACUCUGCCAUGAAGCCUCAGAGGGCUGAGGAGCAGCCAGUGCUCCAGAUGACCCAGUGUUCUUCCCCAAGCACCCCAGUUGGGGGUAAUGAGUCCUGUCCUACUUCUCAGGCAAGUCUUCUGCAAAGAGGGGAAGAAGGCGGGAAAGCAGAAGAAGCCGGUGCUCAGCCUGCCUCUCCAGCAAGGGAAACGACCACUGAUCCUGGGAGAGACCCACAGGAGGCUGUGGAUGCAAAAAGUAGGGCUGCAGUCACUGAGCAGCUGCAUCCUGCUGAUCAAAGCGAGACAGAGCAGAGCAGCCAGUUGCCAGCCCAGCUCUGCCAUGAGGGGACACAUCCUGUACAUGAUGCUGGUGUUGAGCCAGGGAACUUGGGCCCAACCCAUCUCUCCAAAUUCAGAGAAACGGGUACAAUGACAGUUCAGUCAGAGUGCAGCAUGUUAACUCAGGAAGCAGCAAGCAGGACAUGGAGAGAUGCCGAGGUUCAGGCCGUGGCUACUGUGGAGAGCAAAUCGGCCUCCACCAGCCCCAGCAUCCUUGCUGCCUUCUUAAAAGGGAAUCCUCCUCCCGAGGAUAAGGAAGAACUGCACAUCAUUUACCAAGGCAGUGGGGGACUGAGCCAAUCUAAACUUGUUGACAGCUUCUCCUCACAACAGAAAUCCCCGUGUUCUCCUGGUAUUGUGCUGAAAUCAACCGUUGGUAUGGCUGUGGCUGCUACAGCCCAGAGCCAGCCUGCCGGGCUGCCUGGAGUCUCACCUCAUGUGGUGUCCGAAGCUUCAGCAGACAAUGCAAAGCCCACCCUCCCCUUGUCCUCAGCAGCUGCCACCUCCCAAGGGACGCCUGUGGGUGCUGCUGAAGGGACAGAUGCAGCCAGUGGUGGUAAGGGCAAUGCUGCACUGCCAGUGGAUGCUGCAGCCCUGCCAAAAUCAGUGCCUGUCCAGCAGCUCACCAUUCACCCCCAUCAACAGCCUGCAGCUGGCAAAGAAAACACUGCUCCUGCUGCUGGAACUGAGAACAAUGUGCAGUGUCUUGUCCACGAGGCAGGAAGCAGCCAGUUACCUUUGCUCUGUCACACACAGGGUGAAACCAAGCAGAACGAAGUCCUGGGCAGCUCUGAGCAAUGUCAGAGUGCAACAAAAGUGGAGGUGAUUCCUCAAUCUGCGGCAAAACUGAAGGAGGAAAACGUGAUGGUGCUGGAUGCCCAGGGAGUGGUAAACACAAGCAGUGAGCCCGUCAGCAGAAAGGCUCACACAGGGGAGGCAGGUGGGGAGCAGCAGAGCAGAGGCCAAGGAGAGGCAAGGCAGGCUGCGGAGGCCAGCAAGCUGCAGGUUGAAGCCAUGGCUGUGCCAGGCUGCAGUUCCGGACAUGUCAGCCCUCACACAGAAGCCUCGACAGAUCCCCAGCAGCAGGGCCUUCAGGCCAAGGAGACUAGGCCCGAGAUUCAUGCCACGACUUGUCCUUCUUCAGCUCAGGCCUUGCCAAACCAUGGGGAAAACAAGAAGCAGCCCACCCCGGCCAUGGAGGCAAAAGUGCAGGUGAAGCAAUCCAAGCACAUCAGGGAUGUUGUCUGGGAUGAGCAAGGCAUGACGUGGGAGGUCUACGGUGCUUCCCUCGAUCCCGAGUCCCUGGGAAUCGCUAUCCAGAACCACUUACAGAGACAGAUACGAGAGCACGAGAAACUGAUCCAGGCUCAGAACAGUCAGAACCGGAAAUCCAUUUCCUCAGAUACGUCCUCAAAUAAGAAACUGAAAGGGAGGCAGCAUAACGUAUUCCAGUCCAUGCUGCAGAAUUUUAGGCGUCCCAAUUGCUGUGUCCGACCCGCUCCGUCAUCUGUGUUAGACUGAAGCUGUCCGCAGGGGUGGGUAGAUGUCUGCAGUGGUAGCGAGAAUCCCUCCCCCUGAGUCUCAAGUCCUGCUGUUCAGUUGUGUCAUUGGGGUUGCAAUGAAGCAACAGUGGAAAUUAUUCCCCUUUGUUUUCUGAGUAGACACUCCCGCCAUCACACCUUCAUCACUGCCACAGCUGGUGUAUUUCCACAUGACGCCCCAUCCCUAUCACUGUCAGAUAAGAGCUAGGCACUUAGCAAAAGCACAAAUAUGAAUUACCACCUUGCUGCAGGGAAUGCAGCACCUUCUGAUAAAGCUAGAAGCAGAGAGAUUGUCAGGAUGAUUGUCAGAAAUUAUUGGUAUACAUCACAAGGUCUCAUGCAAAGGAAAAUGUUGAGGGCAGCUGGAUGAGGUGAAACUAAGGUUAACAGCUGUAAACACCUAGAGCAACACAAUCUUCCUCGUGUUUAAGUUGCCUACACUGAGGAAUGUCCAUGAGAAGGUUACAGAUGCUGAUCACUGGGCAGACGUACUCCUGUUGAUGCAAUGGGGCUCAGAUUAGGUGAACCUGAGAGAGCUGCUUCUUUUCCCGUUGAAGUGGAGAACCAAGGAGAGUAAAGAUCAGGGCUGGAGGAUUCUCUCUGGGAGAAGAAGUUGAGUAAAUGGGAUUUUGAUGAGGGGACGAGAGAGGUGUGAGUGUGCUUGCAAGCAGGCGGUGCCUUCACGUUGGGCCAGGCACGAGAGCGCACGCAGCCAGGUUUCCUGGCAUGCCACAUGUUAGCCCAGCAGCUGCGCAUCACUCCCAGCCUCCAGCAGUGCUGAACACUGUUCCUGUAAAGCACUUCUUAAAGUGGUGUGGGUCUUUUUGCUCUCUUCAGAGAUGCACAGUGAUACGUUAGAGUAGGAACAGGCUGUGCUGUGAGCCUAGGUCCAUGAGCCUAAGUGUUUAGUGUGUUAGGCUGCUCUGAUUUUUUUCCUUGUAAGUCCUUAUCUGAAUCUAUUAUCCUUUUUUAUUUUUUUCAGUAUUCUGGUGCUUUUCUUGCAGCCUUUCAUAAACUUGAUACCAUUUAUUUAGCCCGUGCUUUCCUUGUUUUGCCUAAUGCUCUCUAUAUGAUAAACCCUUAUACUGAUAACUUGAAACAUUUACUUUAUUUAGAAGUACCGAAAUCUUGAGACAAUUUUUAGUAUAUUUCUGAUGUUAGAGAAGUAGAAUCUGCUAAUAAGAGGUAGCUUAGUGAUUGUUUCUCCAGGAGUGUGAUAUAUAAUAAUGUCUCAAAUGUACAUUUGUCACAUUUCUCAGCUUAAUAUUUUGCAGCCUGGGAGGUGUGUUUCCCACCAGCUUUUUAUUCUGUCCGCUAGAGUUCAGGGGAGGCUGGGGAACUCCUGCAGUUUGUGGUAAACAUAGUUUUCAAUUCUGCAAAGCACUGGGGAUUUGGAUAUUGUAAUCCUGCAGAGUACUACAGUUAAAGAGGAGUUAUUUUUUAGUCCAUUAAAGAUUUUUCACAAAUCAUGAUGAUAAUUUAUUUGUCUGUAGUACAAUACAUCAGGCUUACUCUGUAGAUCUUAUGCAUGUUAGUAUCCUUUCUUUUCUUUAGAAGACUAGAUUUUCUGAGUGUGUCAACUGCCAAGACUUCGAAGCAGCUGUUGAGUCACCUUUUUCCCCACCUAGGGGGGUAAAACACUGUAAGGUUUAUAUAGCAGACAAUAUUUUAAACUCGUUCAGUGGAAACUGUUGGCUUGGCACUGAAUUGGCUCCUAAUUUUCCUCUGGUAUGUAUUUGGGUCUCAGUGACACCUCCUCAUUCUGUUUCUGUGCAUUAUUUCAUCUCCCACUUGAUGCUGAAUUGUUGAAUCUGAAAUACCACAUCAGAGUGUCUUCCCACAUCUGUUCGGAGGAGAGUCGUCUGUCUUUGUUAGUACUGCUGUUUGCAUCACCUUCUUAGCAGUGUCUCAGAUGUGAGUUUCAUGUGAGAUUUUGUGUGGGAUUAAUAGCAGCAGCCUCAUUAGGUAAGGUUAGUUGAUGAGUUCGGUGUUUAACCAUGUUAUGUCUGUGUCAGGCUCAGAUUCCCAGAGUUUUUGGCAGUGUUUGCUGUCUUCUGUCCAGGCCCAUGGCUUUGUAUGGCUCCUUCCUGUGCUUUCACCUUCUACCCGCUCCCUUUUAGCUGCUGCCUGUCCUGUCCUCCUGUGAAACCGUGUCCCUUGACUGAGCUCACAUCCCUUCCCAUUACAGCACUGUGAUCUGACAUGCUCUUAGCUGUCCCUAUACAAAUGUCCUCUUCUAGAGGAGAAUAAAUGUCUAUCAUGCAUUCACCAACUUCCAUGAACUUUAUCCUUUAGUUCAAGCGCUCCAAAAUGUUUCUAGAAUGUGGGUAUGACUGAUUUUAUUGAGGCUGAACUGAGCUUAGCAAUGUGUGAGCACUGGAGUUAACACUUCUUCAGGAAGAAUCUCUGGAUCUCUGGAUACCCUGCAGCUGCUUCCAGCCAGGAGUCUUCACCAGUCGCUCCACCCCCACUUUUCCCCACCCAGCAACCUUUCUUCCAGGAAAAUUUCACCAAUACAGACGUACAGCAAAACGUUGCUGGGUAGAUAACCAAGUGGAUGCAUCUGAACGACCGCGUGGGCAGAGCUGGAAAAAACAUGGUGGUCAGCAGAGCAUUGUGCUUUUGCACUCUGUGAAAAUACUUGUGCUCAGACAAACUGCAAAAUGUCAGCAACACAGAGCUCCUGCAGGCAUGCAUUCGAAGCCAAGCAAUAAUGUGCCAAAACAAACACACAAAAAUGAAUCGAUAAUCACCAGCGCAUCUCAUGUAAAAUAUGUUGUGUUUCUACUUUGCCCUCCUAGGGCAGACUGUAGGCAACCUGGUAGCUUAACACUGGCAAUUUGUGGUUUCUUGUGCUUACAAUAUCUAGAUGAUGCUGUGAACCCUCAGAUGGAUGAUGUAUGUUUAUCAGAAGGAAAACAAAACCAUGUUUUGGGUAGCAAUUAGCAAAUUCAUGUGUUAGUGGUCUUUAGCAGCCAAGAAAGACUGUUCUUGGUGUCGUAUCAGUGUCAAAAGUAAAAAUGUGCUUGGAGUAGUAUAUGGCACAGUGUGGGGGGAGAUGAUCCGUGUGCCUUCAUCCUGCUCAUCUUCCCUGCCUUGUGACUCAGCAUCAUGGAGUGUUGGUUGAAUAGUUAACAACCAAGGAAAUCCAUUUGGGAUAAUAAAAAAAAAAGGUACAAAACAAAAAUGACUUUGUCAUUCCCAAGGGUGAAUCUGUACAGGGAAAAACAAAAACACAGGAACUGUGUUGCAGCCUGACCGGUUAACGUAACUCUUUAAAUUCAGUUUGUUGGAAGAUGAGACAAGGGAAACAAGUUAAUUGUCAGGAAACUUCUCUGUCAGAGCUUCUGGAGAAACUGGUGUGACCAGAACCAAGACCAGAACAGUUACUGAGAAUGCAGUGUUUACUUCUGUGUUUCAGUGUUUCCAAUACAAAAGCUGAAUUGAAGGAGAACCCUGUUGCAGGCAGUUUGCAGCCUGGCCCGGGUUUCAUUUGAGGCCAUGAUGACUCCCACUGUCUGUGCACUUGGUUGAUGUCUGCUGGCUUCACGUUGCCUUGGGCACAAGUGUCAAAGUCUUGCCGCAUUUCUGUUGACUUGGUUCUCCUGACCUCUGCUGGCUUAGAAAAACAGAGUGAGGAAAGAUAUGGAGACAAGGAGGAAAAUACCUGUCUUCCCCAUUUCAGAGGUAGGAAACCUUCCUUGGAACAUUUAAGAAGGAAUUACAGAGAAAAGUGGGGAAGGAAAGACCAAAUGAAAACUAAAACAUAGGUGACAUGCGUUCUUCAUGGAGAUAUUUCUGUGUCCUUAAAGCCAAUGUUUUGCUUAAUUUUUGCAGUUUUCCCCACUUGUUCAUUCUGAGCUCACGCAUUUUUUAUGUUCUAAGUGUCCCAUGGCUAUUAGGAAAAUGAACUUUUCCAAAAGCUGUAUAUUUUGCUGGUGUGUAUAGAUAUAUGCAAAUAUGAUUCAAUAAAACUGAUCUUAUAAAGUAACUGGUGAUACCAGUAGGUGAACAACCUCCAUUUAUUACCACUACUACCACGUAAGAGCUUGGAAAAUGCGCUGUUUGGAGAAGUACCUUCAAGAGAUUGAGAAAAAGGAAAUAUAUGCUCUAAAGAUAAUGCUAGCUUUUAUCUCGAGUGUCACAACUGCUUUGAAGUGUUACAGUUAGAAACGGAAAUGAAAAUGAAAAUCAGUAUUGAAGUUGAUGGAAAAUUCCUUUGGGGAAUUUGGUGGAAUCUACCAUAUCAGUGUUUUACUACUUAGCAAAGUUUUUAUAAAUGUGAAAGUAUAAAACUGAAAAUCUCGCUAGUUUAUGAGGCUGAUUCUCCAUUGCCUUGUUCCAUGUCUCUUCCUUCACACCUUUAAAAAAUGAACGCAGAAGGUUACCAAGGCAGAGUAAGCCUUUCACAGUCAGCCUAUGGAGAUGACAGCUUUGAAUUCAAGAUAAGUGUUCAUCAAGCUCCAAGGUCUGGAGCGAUACAGAGCCUCUUGCAUUCGGUGUUUCAGUUCCAUCAUUUAGAAAGGUAAGGGCUAUGUUCUGAAAGAAACCCUCCCCUCCCUUUUUUUUUUUCUUUUUCCUUGUUUUUGUAGCAUCUCAGCCUUUGUUCAUUUAUUUUUUUAGUGUCUUUUUAUUUAUUUCUUUUAGUCUGGUUGGUGCUUGUGUGAGUGGUCACUGUUUUCAUAGUUAUCCCAAAGGGAUGUACAUACCUUCCUAUCCAAAUGCUGCACACUACCAAGUGUCUCUGGAGUCAUGGGGUACUGCAGUGACCAAUGGGCUUGGAGAUCAAGUCCUCUACAUUGUUCUCUCCUAGGGACCUAAAUUUCAUUAUCCCACCUGAGUUAGUGUAGCUAUUUAAAAGAAAGAAGCAUAACAGCUGAACUGAUGCGAAGUAAAAUGAACAUCAUUCAUUUCUUUGAAGCUCCUAGAUUUAUUCAUUUGUCUGCUGUGUUCUUUUCUGAGCACCUCUUCUUUCACAGCAUUUAUAAUGUGGAUUUUGAAUCAAAUCUUGGAAAGGAAGGUUUUGUGAUGUGAAACUUAUCUUUCAUCAUUCAGGAUUCUUUAAAGAGGAAACUGAUAGAGCCCAGCCACACAGAGAGGAAAUAUUUUUUCCCCUAAGAAAGUUUGCUGUAGGUGUAGCUUGUAUGUGCUCAUGUACGUGUAUGUAUGUGUUUAGAAGAGCUGUACACGUGUAGGUCUCGUGCAUUACUCAUACUCAGAGGGUUUUUUUUCCCUUUGCCGUUUCUAAUUGAAUGCUGGAGGCUCAGCGUUUUCUACAACUUAUAGGCAAGUUUAGAUCACUCUGCAAUAGUGAAUAGAAACAAGGGUUUUAUCUGGUCUCUGAAUUAAUUCCCAGAGCUCUAGCUAACAAAAGUCAAUUGGCCAAACUCCGUGUUGAGACUGUCAACAAAAAGCAUAGUGGCUGGAUGUACAGAGAUGCACUCUGACUUCAGAGCUUUGUGGAAACCGAUACUUGGAUGUACAAAUGGGUUUCUUCACAAAGGCUGUGGGUGACAGCAGGCAUCUGUGCUCAUUAGGGACAGAAUUAUAUGAACUGAGUCACUUUGAGGUUUUGUUAAGUUUCUGCUUUGAGUGAUAACCUCUGGUGUAGAAAUAAAUGACAGCUCUUCCAGCAAAGUCUCCAGCAGUUGCAUACUGCAAAAUACAAGUCUCUCAGAUGCUUCUUAGCAACACCACUACAACAGCUGAUCCAUCUGUUAGGAGAUUCUCCCAAAAACACAUCCCGUGUCUCAGUUUGUAAUGAGUGGUUUCAAGUACACUAAACCCAGGUUUAGAUGCUGCAGUGAGAAGUUUUAGUAAAGGGAAAAUAAAAGUCCAAGUGUUCCUGGUAUAUAAAAUCAAGCCUGAGGUCUGAAGUAAAGGUCUCAGUAGCGCACUGGAAAGGGAUGGGAGUUCGGAUGCAGAGCUAAAGGGGGAGAGGAUGAGUGAAUUCCUGGCCAUGGCAAGCACCAUAAAAAGGAUGGCCGUAAAUCAGUCAGCAGAAGAAGAAGAACAGUUUUGGUGUUUCUAAUGAUGACUAAUAUUAUUGUGGCUUUAUUAUUUUUAUAGUUUCACUGACUGAACGUGAUGUACUGUACAAAGUAAAGCUAGUUUUAGGCUUCCAGAUGUACCGUAGCAUUUAUUUGAGACAUACCAACAGAAGUCUGCAUGUGAAGAACUCGUACAGUGAUAAAAAGCAAUGUUGCUCGCCUGAUUGACUUCCUUAGGAAUUUAAUGUUUUGCUGUUUUACAUUUUCUGGUUUCCAUGCUGAGUACAAUAAAAUGAACACUGUCUUAA